AUCAAUAAUUAAUUUACAGCUCUGGAGUGACGUCAUGUGUUCAGCCUGUCAUAACAUAUCCAAUGUGGCCAUUCACAGCCAUUCACAGCUCCGUAGACGACCACGUGAUCACCAGCGAGCAGCUGCCGUUCGUCUGUCAGACGAUCGAAGUGACCACUGAGAACGAGGAGCAGACUGUUAGCUCCUCCCACUCGUACCCGCUCCAAAUCUCUCCUGUGUCUUCAUGCUGCGGCAGCGACACAGACAGUGACACAGAGGACACCAAAGAGGGUGUCAGUGAAGUCUGGAGGCGGGACUACAAUCCGUCAGUUCUCAGGAUUCCCACGUGUCCUCUCCCCGGCAUGGCCACCUUCGUCACUGCGACCAAGCCCAACUUCAGGGUGACCAGCACGCGGGACCCGGUGCCGCUCAUCAGCUACCACACCGACGGCUGGACGCCCGCCUACAGCCACAACUCUCUGGUGUCUACGGCAACCAGCCACACCCACGAGAUGCGCGCAAGCGUCAUUAUGAAAACCUCGGAUGUGACUUCCUCCUGACCUCUAACCCCCAGAUGAGGGAGUACCACCACUGCUUCCAGGACAUAGGAUCGACAGAGAGAGACAGUUUGUUUUUUUUUCCUUCCAUCAGCGCUGCAUGGAUCCUAAACAGGACGAGCAUCAAAAACCUUUGAUUUGAUUUUGUAGCUUCUGUCUGGGCGACGAAUUAUCUCAGUUUUCCUCUUAAUCGGGGAAACUGCUGACUGGUUAAUUCGCCAGGGCUUGUCAUGCCCACUGAGUGAGCACUUACGCCAAAUUUAUUAUUUG
Molecule: messenger RNA, 806 nt
Organism: Sander lucioperca (pikeperch)
Lineage: Eukaryota; Metazoa; Chordata; Actinopteri; Perciformes; Percidae
Product: interferon regulatory factor 2-like
Exons: 3
Coding region: 63-539 (158 amino acids)
Source: RefSeq, a predicted model, not a curated record